UGCUAAGCUGCGUGUUACUUUAACACCAGUCGGUGUUUUGGAAGUGUUGGACAUGAAUCUGUUCAGCUAGUUCAUUAGGUUUUAAUCAAUUUAUUAGAUAAUACAACGUUCAUUGUGUAACCCUAAGACUGACUGCUAUAUUUGGAGAGAUUACGAGUUCUAAAUUUGCGAACGGAACGAAGACUCAGAGACAGGACCCAAAAGCUAACUAUAAUAUACAGUGAUCCAAGCGACUUUCAAGCUCUUUACUUAUGUUUUUAUACCAUAGAGUGGAUCAUGGUGGAUGUUCCCUUACUAACUCAUAUAUCUGAAACUACAGACUGCAGCUCAUCUUCCUGCCAGGCAUCAUCUGCUUCAGACGAUUCUGUUCCUGAAGGCUAUUUAAUCUUGACAUUCGAUAAAAAGAAGAAAGCUGUUUUAAAAACCGCUGUGUUUGCAGAUGUUUCGGAUCCUAGAUUUGCAGAUGAUUAUGAAGAUGAUGAUGAAGAUGAAAGUAAUGAUAACUGUUGGCCACUUCAUGAGUCCAAGUUAGCUGUUCACCAGCAGGAAAAUGAUGGCGUACUUGAAAAUGAAGUUACUGAUGCCAAAGGUUUUUUGUCAAAACCUCUUGUUAUUUCUACGGAUGCAGCUGACAAAACUUCCUCUUCAUCUUAUACUUCAUGUUACGGCGAAGCCUUUUGGGUUGGUGAAGAUGAGCUAAACGUAAAACAAAAUACUACAAGUUCUUGGGAUCUAUCGCCUGGUAACAAAGUAUCUCAAAGUUUAAUACGUACUAGUCCUUUGACGUGUGAUACUCAUUCAGUAACUCCGACUUCAACUUUACAGUCAUCUACUGAAAGCUGGUCUUUGAGCACACCUCAGUCAACAAUAACUCGACUAACCGGCACUUUCCCUUAUCGCAAAGCUACAUAUCCCAUUAAUCAUCUUGCCAGAAAAUACAACCAUAACACGUUUUCAUCUCACUUCCAGCCUAAAUGGCCUAGAGCAUUUAAUGUCCAUUUAGGUGAUCAUUCCAAAAAGAUGCUCAGGUGUGACCAAUGUGGCAAAUAUUACCGUAAUGAUUAUAGCCUACAUCAUCAUAUUUGCUUAAAGCGCAAAGAUGUGUGGAAGAAAGGUGAUGUGCCGUCUGAAAUGAUUGAUGGUCAAGUUAUGUAUUUUUGUCCCAGUUGCCGUAAGCCUUUUAAAUGGCUUGGUAACCUUACACGACAUUUCUAUGUGCAUACAGGUCAAAGAUUCUUUCGGUGUGAUAUUUGUUCUAAAGAAUUUUUCUCUGCUUACCAAGUUAAAAGACAUAUGAAUUCACAUACAGGUGUCCGUUUCAAAUGUGAAGUAUGUGACAAACCUUUUACAUGUAAAUACGCCUGUGCUUGGCAUACUAGACAACAUUAUGCUUAUUCAUUAAAAUAAUAAAUUUUAAGAAUUUCUCUCUGAUUCUUCCAAAUGAAUUUUUAGCAACGAAUAUAUACAUACCUACACUUUGCUUUUUUACGUUUCAAUGAAAGAUAUUCAAGCAUACACCUUGCACAAUGAUUUAUUUUUUUACUAAUAAAAUUUCAAUAUUAGCCAAUGUUUUUAAUAUCUUUCUUGUAUUCAAUAUAUAUUAUAUCACAUUAAUAAUUCACGUGCCUUAAGUUACGCUACAUAAUGCUCGCCACCAGCGUCUUGGAUAUUUUGAUAACUUGUGAGUAUAUUUAUUGAUAAUAUACACUUACAUCACACUUUCUAAUCAACUGAGAGAUUGCUCAAUUCCCUCAUGGUGUGUUUGUUACAUCUCACUGAUAUUUAAUUAAAACAGUAUUCUUUUAUAUUAUAAUUUUGCCUCUUAUAAUAAUUAUCAACUGUGGCGGGUAAUAAAUACAAAUACUGUGCUGUGACAAAGAAAACCUGUUUGCACCUCUUACUAGCCAUUAUAAUAAACACAAUCGUUGAGUAUUUCUUUGUUUUUGUAACUAUUUUUUUAUAUACAUGUUUACACUGUUUUUGAUAGAGUAUCGUAUUAUGCAACAAAAAAAAGUGAACAAACAAACAAUCUGACAUAGGUGACCCCUCGUCAACAUCUGUUCUUCCAAAUAUUCCUAUCUUCUCUAUCAUUAUGACCUACUUUGGAAUCUGUUGUGCCUUGCUUUAUUCGGUUACAGUAGAUGUUUGCCUCUUUGUAUGCACUUGGUUUUUAUAUAUAUUGCCUUUUUUCCUAAUUAUUAUUAUUACCAUUUAUUAUUAACAAUCUAAAUUCAAGAAUUUUUUUGUAGAAAUUGGUGAUUAUUUUUUGCUUGGUUUCUUAUUGUUAUUCUAACAAUUUUAAUGAAAAUAAAGUUUUUUUUUAAAAAAAAGGAAGUGCACUCGUAACUGGUUUAUGUGUAGUUAACAUGUUUUAUCUUGUUGUCUUCUUUCUAUCCAUCAAACUAACAUUUUGAAUAUAAGUUGGUUAUGUAUA
This is a messenger RNA of Schistosoma curassoni, 2434 nucleotides long. The record is from the annotation of a GenBank genome assembly. NCBI's taxonomy places the organism in Eukaryota, Metazoa, Platyhelminthes, Trematoda, Strigeidida, Schistosomatidae.